Molecule: messenger RNA, 2101 nt
Organism: Ceratina calcarata
Lineage: Eukaryota; Metazoa; Arthropoda; Insecta; Hymenoptera; Apidae
Product: fatty-acid amide hydrolase 2-like
Cellular component (GO): endomembrane system
Source: RefSeq, a predicted model, not a curated record
GUCUAGCUAUAAAUAUAAUCUAUAUAAGUUAGAGUAACGAAAUAAAUUGAUUUUGUACAACUAGCUAUUAACAUGUGUACGUUAACAAGAAGUACAGAAACUCAGGGUAAUGGAACUCAACCUCAUGAAAUGAGGUCUGAGAAUGACGUAUUAAGAAUUCUAGUGCAGAUACUGAGGUUCUCCAUUAUUCAAUUUCAUGCAGCAUUUGAUUGUUUGGUACAUCUGGUUUUUGGAUUGUACUAUGAUUUUAAUGUCAAGAAAGUUCCACCCGUUAAGAAUGAUAUUGUAUUGAUGAGCGCAUCGGAGUUAGCUGAGAAAAUCAGCAACAGACGUGAUCAUCGUUCAGAAGAAGACGCAACAGUGGUGCGGUUGGUAAAAGACGCUGGAGGAAUUUUAAUAGCUAAAACGAACAUACCUGAAUUUAAUUUAUGGACUGAAUCUAGAAACCAUUUGUACGGACAAACGUGUAAUCCAUAUAAUACUACGAGAAAUGUCGGUGGAAGCAGCGGUGGGGAAGGGGCAAUUAUCGCUGCAUGUGGAUCUGCAUUCUCCGUUGCAAGUGACAUCGGUGGUUCUACUAAUAGAAUGCCUGCUUUUUUUAAUGGUGUUUUUGGUCUUAAACCAUCUGAAGGUUUGACACCGUUGAAGGGAAUUGCACUCCGGCAACAGGACUACUCUAACUCAAUGGCAGAAAUAGGCCCAAUAUGCAAAAAGGCAGAAGAUUUGAUACCUUUAUGUAAAGUCUUCAUUGGAGAGAGAAAAUCUCUACUCAAACUCGACCAAGUGGUAGAUCUGAAGUCUCUUAAUAUCUUUUAUCAAGAAAGUUCAGGUGAUUUAAGAGCAAGUGGAGUAAAUGGUGAUAUGAAAGCCGCCCUUUUAAAAGCUGUACGACAUUUUAAAGAAGUUACAGGAUCUGCGACGAAAAUAAAGAUACCUGGUUCUAAAUACAGUUAUCGAUUGUGGAGAUUUUGGAUGACGCAGGAAAGUGUCGACUACAAGACGAGUAUAACAAAUGGAAAGUAUCGCGCAAGUGCUGUUUGUGAACUCUGGAAAUUAAUGCGUGGAAAAUCAGACUUCACUUUAGCUGCAAUCAUAAAACUGAUUGACGAAGAUAUAUUACCUAAAGAGAAUGCUGAAUGGGCAAAGAGCGUAACCGCGAAUAUGAAAAAAUAUUUGAUGACAAAAAGAUUUCAAACUUUGUUUCAGGUUGUUGCAGCACCGUAUAAUGAUCAUCUUUGCCUGGCUGUAGCACGCGAACUAGAGAAAGCUCAUGGAGGCUGGGUCCCUCCUGCCUAAUUUACUUCCAAUUCUAUUUUACAUUAAUCAAUACUGGUGUGAUGAGCAACCCCACUCUUCUACGAGAAUUGAUAUAUCUUUCCGUCAAUUAUAUCCACAUUAUGCUGUGAACGAGAUGUUAUUGUUGAUUCAACGCAACUAUCGAUUCUGCUGAAUGCAUCUGAUAAUAGCAGUCAAAAUAGCACUAAUGAGACGUACAUUUUUGCUCAGGUGUUUAUGUAAUGCCUAUUAUUACAUCUUCGUCUUCUGCUUAUUGAAUACGCCCUCGUUAUUAUUUACUGUUUCUAUCAACAGUUUAAUUGUAAGAUAACAUGUAUAGUACGAUAAUUGGUUUACUGAAUACUGAAAUUCUUUAUUUAUCACAAUGAGGGGUGUUUUGGCAUUAUGUACAUCAACAUAAGUACCUACGAUAAUUGGCUGCCGGAGGGAUCUGCGAUAUCUAUAGGAUUUAUGGGAAGAUCAUGAUUAGACUGCUUUUUAUUACAUUUGUAUAUAAGAAGAUGCACCUGUUACAAGAAUGUAAUCUCCAAUGGUACAUAAGACCGUUACGAAAUCUGUGUAAAUUCUUUACAAAAAUGUGUCAACAAAACAUUCGCAGCCUAAUAAUGAUCUUCACUUUUUGUUCCGUAAGAGUGUAACGUGCAAGUGUAUUCUCCCUUUGGCUCUUUGUUAGCCUCUAUAUCCGUAUUAAUAGUUUCUAAAUUAUUACCAUACUACAUACCUCCUUUGCAACAAUGAACGUGCAAUAAUCUUAAAAGUCUCUACAGGCGUACUUAAUUUCUUCUCCCAUUAAAAUUAACAUUAA